Messenger RNA from Phaethon lepturus (White-tailed tropicbird), 402 nucleotides. Its product is annotated as interferon-stimulated 20 kDa exonuclease-like 2. Lineage: Eukaryota; Metazoa; Chordata; Aves; Phaethontiformes; Phaethontidae. The record is from RefSeq and is a predicted model, not a curated record. The annotation marks the transcript as partial. The transcript has 4 exons. Gene Ontology annotation, molecular function: nucleic acid binding; exonuclease activity. Gene Ontology annotation, cellular component: nucleus.
UGCAGCAUCGUGGGCUACCAGGGCGAUGUCGUGUAUGACCAGUACAUCCGCCCUGCCGCCCCCAUCGUGGACUACCGCACCCGCUGGAGCGGCAUUCGGUGGCAGCACAUGGUGAACGCCGUCCCCUUCAGCAAGGCCCAGAGAGAGAUUCUGCACAUUCUCUCCGGGAAGAUCGUGGUUGGCCACGCCAUCUACAACGACUUCAAGGCACUCAAGUACUUCCACCCCAAGAACAUCUCUGUCUCCCUGAAACGCCUCACCAAGGAGCUGCUGCACAAGGACAUCCAGGUCGGAAAGAGCGGCCACUCCUCGGUGGAGGAUGCCCGAGCCACCAUGGAGCUCUACAAGGUGGUGGAGGCAGAGUGGGAGCAACACCUGAUGCUGAACCCUGAGCAGGAGUGA